AUGUUCGAAACCAUGGAAGCAGUCGAUCUUGUCGUUGUCGGUGCCGGCUGGAGUGGUCUCGCGGCUAUCAAAACCUAUCGCGACGUCAACCCCUCCAGCAAUGUCGUCCUCCUCGAGUCCGCGUCGUCCGUCGGUGGCGUCUGGGCCAAGCACCGGCUGUACAAAGGCCUCAAAUCCAACAACAUGCUAGGUACUUACGAAUUCAGCGACUUCCCCAUGACUGAACAAGCCUUUGGCGUAAAACCCGGCGAACACAUCCCCGGUCAUGUCAUCCAAAAGUACAUGGAGAAAUAUGCCGAGCACUUUGGCUUCACCGAUCGCAUUCGUCUCGAGACAUACGUGCGCAGCGCCGAGCACCGUCCGGAUGGGACAUGGCUGUUGACCACAACGUCGCAGAAAGAUAACAACGCAGAACAGACAAUAGUGGCCAGGAAGUUGAUUGUGGCAACGGGUAUCACGUCGCAAGCAUAUCUGCCCAGCUUCCAGGGGCAAGAGGACUUUGGAGCACCCCUCUUUCACUGUCGCGACCUGCUCGAGCAUGAGUCGGAAGUGCUGCACUCUGGAAAGAAGGCGGCGGUGUUCGGAGGCACCAAGUCCGCCUGGGAUGCUGUGUAUGCCUGCGCGACCUCGGGGAUGCAGGUCGACUGGGUGAUCCGCGAAUCCGGCCAUGGACCUAUCUGGAUGGCGCCGCCAUACGUGACGCCGCUGAAGAAGUGGCUUGAGAAGCUGGUAACCACGCGAUUUUUGACCUGGUUCAGCCCGUGCAUCUGGGGCGACGCGGAUGGCUUCAAUGGUGUGCGGUCAUUCCUGCACGGUACCUGGGUAGGGCGCAAGAUGGUUGACUCGUUCUGGUCUACGUUGGCGAACGAUGUCGUGCAGCUCAACGGCUACGAUGAGCAUCCAGAAGUGAAGAAGCUGAAGCCGUGGAUCAGUCCGUUCUGGAUCGCUUCGUCACUGAGUAUCCUCAACUACCCGACCAACUUCUUUGAUCUGGUGCGCGAUGGCAAGGUGCGCAUUCACGUCGCCGACAUUGAUCAUUUGUCGCGCAACUCGGUACAUCUGGCCAACGGCACUGUGCUGGACGACAUCAGUGUGCUUAUCUGCUCAACGGGCUGGAAGGCAACACCCAACAUGCAAUUCCUGCCGGAAGGCAUCGACCGGGACCUGGGUUUCCCAUGGAGCCAGGACUCGAUGGACGAGGCACUUGUGCGCAGAGCCGACGAGGAGAUUCUGAAGCAGUUCCCUAAGCUGCGGGACCAGCCAACACCCAACCCGCAGUAUCGUCCACUGUCGGACGAUGCGCCGGCGACAGCAACCCAUCCAUUCCGCCUGACGCGCUUCAUCGUGCCUCCGUCGUUGAUGCAUGAGCGCUCCGUCGCCUUCAUGGGUGUGACCAUGACCAUCAACACAACUAUGAUCGCGCAAACUCAGGCACUCUGGAUCGCCGCCUACUUUGGCGGCAAACUCGACGUGACUCCAGGCGUUUCGUGUCCACCGGAUGUGCGCGAACUGCUGGCCUCAGCCAAGGCCUCCGAGUCCAAGGUGCCAAUCGCCAAAGAGAACGUCCCGGACCAGGACGAAGAGCGGGAUCCCAAUCUCGAUCUCAUCUGGGAGACUGCUCUACACAGCGAAUUCGGCAAAUACCGCUACCCCGGCGGUUUCGGACGCCGCAAUCCGGACUUUGUCUUCGACGCACUGCCGUACGUAGACAUGCUCCUCCGGGAUCUGGGCCUGGAGACGAACCGUAAGGGAGGCGCUUUGGCCCAGUGUUUUGCUCCGUAUGGUGUGGAGGAUUACCGAGGCUUGGUAAACGAAUGGAAGAGAAAGCAUGAUACCCCAUCCGUGUAG
Messenger RNA from Aspergillus chevalieri, 1848 nucleotides. RefSeq names its product flavin-binding monooxygenase-like protein. NCBI's taxonomy places the organism in Eukaryota, Fungi, Ascomycota, Eurotiomycetes, Eurotiales, Aspergillaceae. Gene Ontology annotation, molecular function: NADP binding; N,N-dimethylaniline monooxygenase activity; flavin adenine dinucleotide binding. The transcript is spliced from 2 exons. The record is from RefSeq and is a predicted model, not a curated record. Bases 1 to 1848 code for a protein of 615 amino acids.